Monascus purpureus is the source of this 984-nucleotide messenger RNA. NCBI's taxonomy places the organism in Eukaryota, Fungi, Ascomycota, Eurotiomycetes, Eurotiales, Aspergillaceae. The record is from the annotation of a GenBank genome assembly.
AUGCGGAACCCUUCAAUUGUGCUACCUCGUCCUGGGACAGCAGAGUCUAGCGACGCGCUGCGGCCAAUCCGAGCUCCAUCUGAAGCUGCCUUCGUCGCAACCUUUGGCCAGCUACUGCCACCAGCAUCAUACCUGCAGACGCCGAACGGCAGAGCGGCAUAUUACAAGCUGUCGCCCUCGUCUCCCACGCCUACAGACGAGGCAAGGCCAAUAUCCCGCGUGCUUUUUGUGCAUGGCGUCCAGACACCUGCACUUGGCCUACAGCCAUUGGCAAGCGCGCUGUCUUCACGGUUCCCAUAUGCUCAACUUGUCCUUGUUGACCUGUGGGGCCACGGGCUCACAGACACACCAUUUGUGGCACACAGACCAGCGAUCUUUCAUGAAUUGCUGGAGGCCUUGAUGGAGCAGCUUGGGUGGGAAGAUGCCCAUUUCGUGGGUUAUUCGUUUGGCGGGUCAACAACUGCGACUUUCGCGGCCGCAUACCCCGAACGCGUCGCGUCCAUGGUGCUGGUUGCGCCGGCGGGUCUAUUGCGCGCCACGCAAUUCGACGAGUUGCAGAGGAGCUACUUGCGCGGCGGCGAGGGAUCGGAGGAGUCGGCACAAGCGUGGAUCUUUGAGUUCCUGGAAGGAGGUCAAUUGACCGUCCCUUUGGAUUGGAAGGAGAGAGUUGGACAAGGUGAAGUAGUUGCAGAGGCAGUUCGAGACUGGCAAGUGAGAGAGCAUGAGGGGCACACAGCAAGCGUGGUCGGUAUUUUCAGAGACGGUGGCGUCCUGGAUAGACAUGCGGAAUUUGCUGAAGCGGCGAAGAAGAACAUUAAAAGUCUGUCUAUCCUAGGAGAGCUGGACGACGUGUGCACCGCGCAGGACUUGUAUAGUGUUGGGAUGCAGAAUGUUGCUGUUGUUCCGCAGGUUGGACAUGGGCUUGUGAGACAGCGAGUGCCGGAGGUCGCCCGGCUCAUCGAGGAUUUCUGGAAGAAGAUCUAG